This is a messenger RNA of Pieris brassicae (large cabbage white), 4333 nucleotides long. RefSeq names its product potassium voltage-gated channel subfamily H member 8 (gene Elk). Gene Ontology annotation, biological process: regulation of membrane potential; potassium ion transmembrane transport. NCBI's taxonomy places the organism in Eukaryota, Metazoa, Arthropoda, Insecta, Lepidoptera, Pieridae. Gene Ontology annotation, molecular function: voltage-gated potassium channel activity. The record is from RefSeq and is a predicted model, not a curated record. The coding region runs from base 167 to 3295 and encodes 1042 amino acids. The transcript is spliced from 16 exons. Gene Ontology annotation, cellular component: membrane.
UAUACUGCUACGCACGUACGCACCACGUGUGAGCUUUGUGUUUUACAAUAAAAAUGAUCGUGAAAGUGAUUUAAUGUAUACGUGUACAUAACAAUUUUAAACUACUUUUGGAAACUUUUUGGAUUCAUUUAAGGUGGAGGGGCAGCGCUCGCGCCGGUAAGGGGUGAUGCCGGUGCGAAAGGGGCUUCUCGCGCCCCAGAACACCUUCCUCGAUACCAUCGCUACACGUUUCGAUGGAACGCAUAGUAAUUUCGUCCUCGGCAAUGCACAAGUCCCGUCAUAUCCCAUCGUGUACUGCUCUGAUGGUUUCUGCGAGCUGACGGGUUGGGCGCGUGCCCAUAUUAUGCAAAAGGGUUGCGCAUGCAAAUUCCUCCAUGGCCCUGAUACGCACGAAGACCAUCGCCGGGAUAUUGACGCUGCCCUCGACUCCAAACAUGAACUCAAACUCGAACUUAUAUUCUACAAGAAAAUUGGGACGCCAUUCUGGUGCCUGCUUGACAUCGUUCCAAUUAAAAAUGAAAAACGAGAGGUGGUGCUGUUUCUCGCCUCUUUCAAGGAUAUUACAAACACAAAGAUGGCCGCCAUGAACACUAAUGAAGACUUUGACAGCGGAGCCGCGGUGCGGCCGUCGGCUGGCGUGGUAACUCUAGCGUUGUCCCCAUUUGUACCCGCAGCGGCACUCUUGGGAGCCCGGUUCCGAGCUGAAUCUAGUUGCCUCCUUCCAGACUCCAAUGGCAAUCUUGACCCCGAAGCGCCAUCACCCGCUAACAUGGGCAGGCGGCGCUCCAGGGCCGUUCUUUACCAGCUUUCAGGACAUUACAAACCAGAUAAAAUGAAGACAAAGUUGAAACUCAACAAUAAUCUGCUACACUCGUCCGAUCCACCGCUGCCAGAAUACAAAACGUCUGCUAUAAAAAAGUCUAAAUUUAUUAUCUCGCAUUAUGGUGUUUUUAAAACCUUCUGGGAUUGGUUAAUCCUAAUAGCAACGUUUUAUGUAGCGGUUGUUGUCCCGUAUAAUGCCAGUUUCGUUGACGAGGGACAUCCAAGAAUAAGCGUCACGAGCGAUGUUAUUGUGGAAGCACUUUUUAUUAUAGAUAUUGUCCUCAACUUUCGCACGACGUUUGUAAGCAAGAAAGGAGAAGUGGUGUCAGACUCAAAGGCAAUAGCUCUUAAUUAUAUACGAUCUUGGUUCGUGGUUGAUCUCCUGGCCGCGCUCCCUUUUGACCUACUUUACGCAUCAGAUGUAUACAGUAAGGAAUCGACACAUGGUAACGUCCACCUCGUCAAGUUAACCCGUCUAUUGCGACUGGCACGACUUUUACAGAAAAUGGAUCGGUAUUCUCAGUAUUCAGCUUUGAUUCUUACAUUACUUAUGCUUUCGUUCACGUUAUUGGCGCAUUGGCUUGCUUGUAUAUGGUUUAUUAUAGCCGAAAAAGAGAUUGAGCAUCAUAAAAAUGAAAGUUGGGAUUUGGGGUGGAUCAAUAAUUUAGCUGAGAGGUUGAAAAUCCCAAUAGGAAAUAUAUCGCACAGCGAGAGCUAUGUCACAGCGUUGUACUUUACAUGUUCGUCACUAACAAGUGUUGGUUUUGGGAACGUGUCUGCAAACACAUUGCCGGAGAAAAUCUUCAGCAUAUUAGUUAUGCUUGUUGGAGCUCUGAUGCACGCGGUCGUAUUCGGUAAUGUCACCGCCAUUAUACAAAGAAUGUACUCACGUCGAUCCAUGUAUCAAAGCAAGUGGCGAGAUCUGAAGGACUUCCUAACCAUCAACCAAGUCCCCAAGGAACUCAAGCAGCGCAUGCAAGACUAUUUUCAGACGAUGUGGUCUCUCAACCAUGGAAUCGAUAUACAUGAGACUCUGAAAGAAUUCCCUGAAGAACUAAGAGGCGAUGUAUCACUACAUUUACAUAGAGAAAUCCUGUCUCUUCCAAUAUUCGAGUCCGCUUCGCAAGGCUGCCUCAAACUCCUAUCUCUACAUAUUAGGAAUAAUUUCUGUGCACCAGGCGAAUAUCUCGUUCACAAAGGCGACGCGUUGUCAUACAUUCACUAUAUUUGUAACGGCUCAAUGGAGGUUAUGCAGAACGAUAUGGUUGUCGCAAUAUUGGGAAAGGGAGAUUUAGUGGGAUGUGACAUGAACACACACCUACAAGCCUACAACGGGACCGGGACAACACAGUCAAAUAACGCCGACGUUGUUGUCAAAUCAAGCAGUGACGUAAAGGCGCUCACCUACUGUGAUCUUAAGUGCAUUAACAUGAUUGGCCUAGCUGAAGUGUUAAGGCUGUAUCCGGAAUAUCAGCAAGAAUUCAUACACGAUAUACAACAUGACCUGACAUAUAACCUGCGGGAGGGCUACGAAGCCGAACAGGACUCUGAUGGGAAUGGUCAUCCAUCUCUAACACUACCUUCGAUAUCUGAAGACGAUGAGAACGCUGCUGAGGAGCAGACCCUGUCACCUAAAAAGCCUUUAGUUUCUAGCACUAAUAGUCCACGGCACGCGCGUUUCAGAUCGGACGGACAAGCUCGAUUAUCACAUAAGGAAUUACGUGAGAGAAUUGAGCGACAACGUUCCGUAGCUACGCCAAAGAUGUCGAGAGCCGAUUCAUUGGAAGGUUUAAAUUUAGAAAUACGUUCAUCUGUAGAAAGACUCGAUACACAGGUGUCCAGUUUACAUCAUGACGUCGCCGCUCUGAGCAUGGAGGUACGAAACGCAAUCCAAGCUCUGCAGGAAAUGACUGGUCCCGUGUGGCAUGCAGCUCAUUCCAAUCCCAAUUUACAGUGGAAUGCGCCUCCAAACCAGCUCGCUCGCAGUUGCAGUCAUCCCCCUGACGUAUUUUGUUGGGAUCAGCAGGAAAGGCCAAGCACUCCGGAACGGCCAAAAAUAAACCGAUGUACGCAGACGGAUCCUUUCUUAAACUGUGUUACACAAUACAUCAUUGAACAUCCGGCAACGGUUAUGUUACUUCUUGGCUUGGAUCCUAUGGCCAACCUGACACCAGUCAUGACGCCACCCGUUCCAUACUACGAUACUCACGGCAGACGACCCAGUGCCUUGGAACAGAUUGCGGAGUCAGAAAACGGUAGCCAGUCUCCGUCCAGUACUGUCGAAUCCUGUGCAAGUCCCACCGGAAGUGUCAAAUGCAUUGUGCCAGAGACAAAGAAGUUUUCCGAUAAAGACUCUAAAGGAAUAAGACGGAAUAGGUAUUCCGCGAGUGAUAUCUGUGAAGUGACUGAACGAUUGCUCCCGACAAAAGCGGCAAAUCAAAGUACAUACAGUCUCAAAAAUAAUAACUUUUAAGUGAUAUUCCAGUAUGCUCAUUAGUAAAUAAUUCAAUUAUCGGUGUUAGUUUUGAUCGAACGAUGUUUUAAUCCAAACAUAUUUUUCUGUACAUAUCAGAUGUACUGUUGAUAAAAGCUGUUUAUUUGUCUAGUCAUUAAGAUUAAAUUUAUGUAUAUAAAAGUUCUUUAGAUGUGUUAAUUUUAAAAUCCUUGAAUACUGUUUAUAUAAACGAGUAUCUUGGUAAUAUCUAAGUUUGCCAGUUAUUAACUUCGACAUUCAUGUCAUAUCUUGGUAGAGACGGGGAACUCUGCAAAAUUAUAUUAUUGCCCAAAAACCGUAUACCGUACACACGGACCUAAAAUCAAAAAAAAUUAAAAAGUGAGUUGUAGAACUGGCGUAAUUGCACCGCGCAGCAUAAUUUAUCUCAGGCGGUGCUAGUUCUGAUGUUCAUGGGCUAUAGACCAAACAUUUGUUUAUAAGAAAUUAAUUAACACGUAAUAUUUCAAGAAAAUACAAUUUAACCUGUUUAAUAAUCACAUCACUUCAGCGUCUGUGUAUAACAUGCAGUUCCAUCCGAGACAAUUCAGGCUGAAAUACUUGCGUCAGUCACAUAAUUUUUAUUCAACUUUAAAUUUGAUAGUAAAAGUGUUUUCUAAAAAUUGAAGUGGAAAAGAAAUUGUGUUAAUCUAUGAAUACCAUAACAGAUUAAAUACUCAAAAUUUAUAAUUAGUAUAUUUUUUUAUAUCGGAAUUAGCACCUAAACAAAGUAUUUAACUCAUACAUAUUUCUGAAUGUGCCAAUUAUGAAAUAACGUCUUCCUUAAUAAAAUAUAGUAUUAUGCAAGAAAUGACUGUAUAAACUGUUCCCUAUAAUAACAAAAUAAGCAUAGAACCAAAACCAUUUUAAAUUAAACAGGUGUGUUCUAUUCUACAAUUCAUCAGUGCAGUUUCAUCGGUUGUGAAUUCUGCAUAAAUCCAUAUUAAUGUAAUAAUCAAUUAACAUAUAUAUUCGACUUAUUAAUUUAUUUUCAGUCCUAAACAUAUCACAAAAAUAUAC